Molecule: messenger RNA, 1181 nt
Organism: Photinus pyralis (common eastern firefly)
Lineage: Eukaryota; Metazoa; Arthropoda; Insecta; Coleoptera; Lampyridae
Exons: 3
Coding region: 234-1043 (269 amino acids)
Biological process (GO): regulation of transcription by RNA polymerase II
Cellular component (GO): transcription regulator complex; nucleus
Source: RefSeq, a predicted model, not a curated record
GAUUUAGUCUCAUACGCAGAAACACAUUGACGUAAAAAUACGUAGACGCAGAAAGUUCACUCAAUUGCACUAGAAUGCUUGCGUUUAUACUCCUGCGCAAUAUUACAUGCUGUAUUUAUAACGUAGAUUUCACUAACGUAAAAGUAUGUAGAAUUUAAACUUUGGACGUGGAAAAUCGUUGUCGGUCAUUGUGUUGUUAUCGUGUGUAAACAUAACCUAUCAAAGUAUCAAAUAUGUUGGACGAGCAUAGAUUAAUACAGUUAAUUGAAGAUCGACGUGAAGUGUGGGACACGAAUUCGGUGCAAUUUCGAAAUAAAAUAGUUAAAUCAACUGCAUGGAACGAAAUCGCCAAAGAAAUAGGAGCUACAAUUGAAGAUUGCCAGAACACCUGGAAGCGAUUGCGUGAUAGAUAUACCCGCAAUAAGCGACUGGCACCUUCAGGUGCAGAAGGCGGUCGGAAGAAAUGGGAUAAGGAAGACUUAUUACGUUUUUUGGAUAAAAUUUUGGUUACCAGAAGAACUACUAGUAGUGCUACAGAACGUAGUGGCAACAACAAAAACAUUCAAGAUAGUAAAGGUACUGAAGAAGAGAUCGAUAUGGAGGAUUUAUUAUCCCAAGCAAAUGUCGAAGUGGUCACAAGUAACAGCGAACUUUUUUUAGUAGAUGACCAGAAUGAAGUGGAGAAUGAAGACCCUAAUCCACAAACUCCUGUUCUCGAUGAAAUAGAAUUGUUAACUGAAGAUGAAUUCAUACAACCCCAGAUCACUCCGUCAUCAUCAAAAGGAAAAAAGAGAAAGAGAAUGCAGCAGCAAAACAAGAACGAGUUGAGCGAUACUAUUAUGAAUGCAAUAAACAAAUUGAGUAAUGAAGCAGCACCAACAGUGACACCUGCGGCAGAGACAGAUCUUAAUGAUACAUUUAUUCAGUACAUUUGUCAGCAAGCGAAAGGGCUAUUAUCAAAUCAAAAUGAAAAGUGUCAAAGAUUAAUUAGAUUAAAAAUCAAUAACUUUUUUUAUGAAUUGUCUGAAGAAUAUCAGGCAUAAAAGUGUACGAACAUAAUUCUACUCUACAUACAAAUGUAAUUUAAUGAUUAUUAUUAAAACAUUUCAUUACUAUUAGGUAUACAUAUACAUAUGUACAAAAUAUUGUUUUUCAUUAAAUUUCUAACAAUGUAUCCUAUA